This is a messenger RNA of Aureobasidium pullulans EXF-150, 662 nucleotides long. RefSeq lists its product as uncharacterized. The coding region runs from base 119 to 511 and encodes 130 amino acids. NCBI's taxonomy places the organism in Eukaryota, Fungi, Ascomycota, Dothideomycetes, Dothideales, Saccotheciaceae. The record is from RefSeq and is a predicted model, not a curated record. The transcript has a single exon.
UAGUCAGAAAGCAUAUUGCCAAGCAGUAGUGACCGGAAACGGAUGUUGACGGCGAUGUUAUAACUAGCAUAGAGUGUAGUCUGGCGAGAAGGUGCAUAGUUACAGGUAGCAAUAAAACAUGUGUUAUCAUAAACUAUACAUCUUCACGACAUGCGGGCAUUCGUGCAUGGGCAAGCAGCCCUUGAUCAUGUGCAGACACGCAUCAAUAUCGCCGAUAUCGACAUACUCAUCGGCAUGUGAAUUGAAAACACAUCCGUUCCAAUGCAAGAAAAUCGAAAGCCUGUGCUGGUCGUGCCAACGUCGACGAAGCGAGCUUUUGGGGAAGCUCGAGGAGCAACGGGUGGUGCGAUUUGACGAGUGGCAGUGGAAAGUCAGCUACAGCGCGCCCCAAGCAAUGUUGGCAGAAAAGGACGCGAUUGACCGGAAGGUGGAAAGGCAGGUGGAAAAGAACGCGAUCAAAAAGGAAAAGAGCAAGUCGGGAAGAGUGUCUUGGAGGAAGAGCAAGAAGUAAGGACCAAGGCGUGACGUGUGAUUGGUCGACGCGGGCUGUACCGGACUUCGCGCGCAUGCCUGCUGCUGCUGCGACCGUCAAACGACGACGACGACGAUUGAGACGGCGAGCGAUUGUAUACUACCCACAACCAACCAAUCCAAACAAAGCC